This is a messenger RNA of Symphalangus syndactylus (siamang), 937 nucleotides long. RefSeq names its product secreted LY6/PLAUR domain containing 1 (gene SLURP1). The record is from RefSeq and is a predicted model, not a curated record. Lineage: Eukaryota; Metazoa; Chordata; Mammalia; Primates; Hylobatidae. Gene Ontology annotation, cellular component: plasma membrane.
CUGGACAUGGCUGGGGAAGAGUGAGUUCCCCAGUGUCGGAGGUGUGCAAGCAGAGGGCAGGGCCAUCGUCCUCAAAGCUCCCAGAUCCAGCUCCCUGCCCGCCUGCCAUGUUCCUGCCAGCUGCCUCCCCACUGAGCCCUUUACCACCUUCCUGACUCACACGGCCGGUUCUGCCACCGCCCAGGAGCCGGUGCCCAAGGGGCUGGGUAUAAAUCCUUGAUGUGAGGCUGGCUACCUCUCAUCGCUUCCAAGCACGGAGCAAUGGCCUCUCGCUGGGCUGUGCAGCUGCUGCUCCUGGCAGCCUGGAGCAUGGGCUGUGGUGAGGCCCUCAAGUGCUACACCUGCCAGCAGCCCAUGACCAGUGCUUCCUGCAGGACCAUUACCCGCUGCAAGCCGGAGGACACAGCCUGCAUGACCACGCUGGUGACGGUGGAGGCAGAGUACCCCUUCAACCAGAGCCCCGUGGUGACCCGCUCCUGCUCCCGCUCCUGUGUGGCCACCGACCCUGACAGCAUCGGGGCCGCCCACCUGAUCUUCUGCUGCUUCCGAGACCUCUGCAACUCGGAACUCUGAACCCAGGGCAGCAGGGCAGAAGGUGCUCCUCAGGCACCUCCUCUCUGACGGGGCCUGGCUCCACUUGUGAUCACCUCCCACUGCUUCCUGCUGCUGUGGCACAGCUCACUCAUGGGGUCUGAGGGGAGAGGACCACACCAGGGGCGCCCUCUGCCUUCCAUACCCCACACUUAUAAAACAUAACUAAGCCAAGAGUGGAGAUGACUUUUGUCCUUCCUGGACACUGACACCCUGCAGAACUGGCCUUCAGGAGAGCCAGGCUGGAGGACAGCACAUUCUAGGCACCUGCUCCUCCCUCUCACCCAGAGCCUCUAUGACCCAUUUCACAGAUAGGAAAACAGAGACUUAGGGAGAGAAAUGCCUU